Rhododendron vialii is the source of this 3911-nucleotide messenger RNA. RefSeq names its product RNA-dependent RNA polymerase 1-like. Lineage: Eukaryota; Viridiplantae; Streptophyta; Magnoliopsida; Ericales; Ericaceae. Gene Ontology annotation, cellular component: nuclear RNA-directed RNA polymerase complex. Gene Ontology annotation, biological process: siRNA processing. Gene Ontology annotation, molecular function: nucleic acid binding; RNA-directed RNA polymerase activity. The record is from RefSeq and is a predicted model, not a curated record. The transcript is spliced from 6 exons. The coding region runs from base 305 to 3670 and encodes 1121 amino acids.
UGAAAAGAAUGUAUCUUUCUCUGUCUCUGUAAUCGACUACAUAUAUGGUCUUUUUCUCCUGUGAAUUUUCUCAGGUUCUGCUUGUGUGAUGGAGUAGAAAGUAGUAGCGGCUGAGGUCUCUGCAUCUUCUUCAACUGCAUUUUGCUUCUCUUUAUGCAUGGAUGGUUUGAAAAUAGGCUGCAGGACCGCAAGUGUUAUGUACCUAUUUGGGUGGUUACCACGAACCGCUGCGACCACUAUAGUGCUGUGAUUGAAAAUCAUAGCUGUAACAGAUUUUCUGGUUAGUUAAAGCCUCUGGGACAGGAUGGGUAAGACAAUUUCGUUGUUUGGGUUUCCCUACGUCUUGUCUGGGGAAAUAGUUAAGGAAUUCAUAGAGCGAUACACAGGCGGAGGAACAGUAGUUGCUUUAGAGGUUAGGGAGCCCAAAAAGAAGGGGUCAAGAGCAUGUGCCAUAGUUCAAUUCACCAAUACCAGAAGUGCUGAUAAGAUUAUCACCUUGGCUAAUCAAAAGUUGUAUUAUGGAAGAUCUUAUUUGAAGGCUUCCACAAAGAACUUCGAUUUAGUACCAAAUCCAAAGAAAUAUGAACAUGUUAUGGAAGGUGUAACUAUAUAUUGUGGAUGUCAGAUAUCGAAGGAGAAGUUUUCAGUGCUCUGGGAAAGGGAAGAUAUCACUGUAAAAUUCGGUUUUGGACUAAGAAAAGUGUAUUUCUUCAUGUCCUACCUUGCUCUUGAGUACAAGCUUGAGCUAUUUUAUGAGAACAUCUUGAAGAUUGAGCUACAUCGUCCACGUGGGCAAACAGCAAAGUUUCUGCUCAUUCAGUUGCUUGGUGCUCCUCGAAUCUACAAGAAAUGUGAACAAUCUGUUUACAACUAUUUUAAGGAAACCCCUGAGGAUCAAUGGGUCAGGGCCACUGAUUUCACUUCAUUGAACCGAAUUGGCCAAUCUUCUGCUUUGUGUAUGGAGCUUCCAUAUGGUGUUCCACUUUUGGACUUGGUUGAAUAUUUUCCGUCUUACAAAGAAAAUCAAGCACCAUUCAUUUUGGAGACUGGUUUCCCCUUCUCUUGCAUUUUGGAUCUAGUACCCAUAGUUGGUCCACCUGAUGGAAUUGAAUUGCCAUACAAAAUACUAUUUAAGAUCUGCAUAUUGGUUCAAGAAGGGUAUCUCGCAGGACCCACACUGGAUAUCAACUUCUUUAGGUUGGUUGAUCCCCAGUUCAUUCAUAUCGGAUGUAUUGAACAUGCCCUAGAGAAACUAUAUCAUCUAAAGGAAUGCUGCUAUGAACCUGGGAAGUGGCUCAAUGAGGAAUACAUAAAAUACCGCCGCUUAAGAAAACUUCCCAGAACACCUACCAUUAAAUUAGAUGACGGUUUGGUGUACGUACACAGGGUUCAAAUAACUCCUUGCAAAGUGUUUUUCUGUGGUCCAGAGGUUAACAUGUCUAAUCGGGUAUUACGGGAAUAUCGUCAAGAUAUUGAGAAUUUCCUUCGGGUUUCUUUCGUGGAUGAGGAAUUGGGAAAGAUGUUUUCAACCGAUUUAUCCCCGCGGACACCCUUUUCAAGUGAAGAAAGAAGAACUCAAAUUUAUAGCCGGAUAUUAUCGGUUCUUAGGGACGGCAUUGUUAUUGGAAAUAAGAAAUUUGAUUUUCUUGCCUUUUCGUCAAGUCAGUUGCGCGAUAAUUCUGCCUGGAUGUUUGCUUCCAGAAAUGGCCGUACUGCUGCCGACAUAAGAAAUGAUAUGGGCAACUUUCGUCAGAUUAGAAACGUGGCAAAAUAUGCCGCAAGACUUGGUCAAUCAUUCAGUUCCUCCACGGAAACUUUGAGUGUUGCUAGGGAUGAUAUUGAAGUUAUUCCUGAUGUAGAGAUUUUCCAACGUGGAACCAAAUACGUUUUCUCUGACGGAAUCGGGAAAAUGUCUGACGACUUUGCUCGUAGAGUGGCCAAGAAAUGUGGGCUUAAAAGUUCAACUCCGUCUGCCUUCCAAAUCCGAUACGGUGGUUACAAAGGAGUUGUGGCUGUGGAUCCCACAUCAUGGACAAAGAUGUCCUUAAGACCGAGUAUGUGCAAGUACGAAUGCGACAACACGAAAUUGGAUGUUUUGGCCUGGAGCAAAUAUCAGCCUUGUUUCUUGAAUCGCCAAUUGAUCACCCUUUUGUCUACCCUUGGGGUUAAUGAUUUUAUCUUUGAAAAGAAGCAAAGGGAAGCGGUAGAACAACUGGAUACCAUAUUAACGGAUCCUUUAAGGGCUCAGGAUGCAUUGGAAUUGAUGUCUCCUGGAGAGAACACAAACAUUCUUAAGGAAAUGCUUAUGUGUGGCUACAAGCCUGAUGCUGAACCAUUCCUCUCAAUGAUGCUGCAAACCUUUAGGGCAGCAAAGUUGUUCGAAAUACGGACUAAAACAAGGGUAUUUGUUCCAAGAGGAAGGUCAAUGAUGGGAUGUCUCGAUGAAACCAGAACAUUAGAAUAUGGGGAGGUAUUUGUUCAAAUUUCUGAGGCUGGAAAUAGGUCAUUUCAUGAUAACUCCCUUCUCGUGAUUAGUAAAAGCAACUCGGACCAAGGCAAUCGUAUUGUUAAGGGUGAGGUAUUUGUUGCCAAAAACCCAUGCUUGCACCCUGGUGACGUUCGUGUCUUAAAGGCAGUUGAUGUUCCGGCGUUGCACCACAUGGUGGAUUGUGUUGUUUUCCCUCAGAAAGGAAUGAGACCUCAUCCGAAUGAAUGCUCGGGAAGUGAUUUGGAUGGCGACAUAUAUUUUGUUUGUUGGGACCCUGAUCUUGUUCCACCGCAGCAAAUCCCUGCUAUGGAUUAUACCCCUGCACCAACUGUGGAGUUGGAUCAUGAUGUCACAAUUGAGGAAAUCGAGGAGUAUUUCACGAACUAUAUAGUCAAUGACAGUCUGGGCAUUAUAGCCAACGCCCACACUGUUUUCGCAGACGCGGAACCUGAAAAAGCCCUGAGUGCUCCUUGUGUAAGGCUGGCAGAGCUAUUCUCGAUUGCAGUUGACUUCCCUAAGACCGGUGUGCCAGCAGAGAUACCUCGUGAAUUACGCGUCCAAACAUAUCCAGAUUUCAUGGAAAAGCCUGAUAAACCUACUUACAAAUCAGAACGCGUGAUCGGAAAGCUUUUCCGAGCCGUGAAAGACAUCGCGCCAGAAACGAGCUCCACCAAGUCGUUCACGAAGGAAGUGGCGCUGAGGUCAUAUGAUCACGAUUUGAAAGUGGACGGUUUCAGGGAUUAUCUGGAGGACGCUUUUGAUUAUAAAACCGAGUAUGAUUACAAGUUGGGAAACCUAAUGGAUUACUAUGGGAUAAAAACAGAGGCGGAACUACUAAGCGGUAGUAUAAUGAAAAUGUCAAAAUCUUUCGACCGUAGAAAGGACGCGGAAGAAGUUGGAUUGGCCGUGAGGGCGUUGAGGAAGGAAGCGAGGACGUGGUUCAACACGGAUGCGGAAGGUGACGACGUUUAUGCAAAAGCGUCGGCUUGGUACUAUGUUACCUACCAUCAUAGCUAUUGGGGUCGAUACAACAUGGAAAUGAACCGGGAACACUUCAUUAGUUUCCCGUGGUGUGUUUACGAUAAGCUGAUCCACAUCAAGAAGGAUAAAGCCAGCAUUAGAAGGGCUCUCCAUCUGUCAUCGCUUGAACGGCAGUUCAGUUAUGGGUUGAACUUCAGGUAAAAAUUGUGUUUGUGUGUUUUUUUUUUCCCAGUUUGAUUCAUUUCAGUGUGUAUUGUACAGGCGUGUCUAUUGUGAACUUUGCUGCUUAUUUCUGUGUACGUAUAUGCCUGAACUGUUUGAUGUACAUACAGUUUGGUGGUGUGAUUGGAACUUGGUAUUCGAGAAUGCUGGAAUUUACUGAUGAAAUCCUGUAACUAGAAGUAUGUUACUGGAAAGUUAUUUGGCUUCUUGUGUUUUGCUA